Corvus hawaiiensis (hawaiian crow) is the source of this 945-nucleotide messenger RNA. Its product is annotated as serine/threonine-protein kinase BRSK1-like. Lineage: Eukaryota; Metazoa; Chordata; Aves; Passeriformes; Corvidae. Bases 121 to 687 code for a protein of 188 amino acids. The record is from RefSeq and is a predicted model, not a curated record. The transcript is spliced from 2 exons.
GCCCUUUUAAGAAGCGUUGCCCCUUUAAGAGGCGUGGCCACAGCCAGUUAGUGGGCGUGGCUAUGUAAAUUUAAAAGCGCGCGUCUGUGGCUUGGGGGCGUGGCCACAUCCAUUGGGGGCAUGGCCACAUCGCUGAGGGGCGUGGUCACAGCCGUUUGGGGCGUGGCCACAUCCAUUGAGGGGGCGUGGUCACAUCCAUUGAGGGGCGUGGCCAUCGCCAUUUUAAGGCGCGAGCGCGUGGCGCUCUCGCGCGCUGCCCCACCCCCGGAAGUGGGCGUGGCCAGCGCGGCGGCGGGCGGAAAGCGGAAGUGCGGCCGUGAGGGGACCCGGGGGGGUGGCGACAGCAACCCCCCCCCCCCCCCACCCCCGCCGGUACCGGCGUGGCCCGGCAUGGCCGUGACUUACCCAUGGAGCAGCCCCGGCACCGGGACGCGGCUACCGGAGCUGGCGGCCCCGGGGGGGCUUGGAACGGGAUCUGCGGCCACCGCCCCUCCCCGCCACCACCGCCACCACCCCCGGCCCGGCGGGCGACGACGGCGACGAAAGUGGCGAGCGCGACCCUCCUGUCCCCAACCCCGGGAGUGUCCCCAACCCCGGUGGCGUCGCCGGUCCCGGGAGUGUCCCCAACCCCGGGAGUGUCCCCAGCCCCGGUGGAGUCGCCGGUUCCGGGAGUGUCCCCAGCCCUGAGGGUGUCCCCAGUCCCGGGCGUGUCCCCAACCCCGGGAGUGUCCCCAACCCCGGUGGAGUCGCCAGCCCCGGGAGUGUCUCCAGCCCUGAGGGUGUCCCCAACCCCGGUGGCGUCCCCAGCCCCGGGAGUGUCCCCAACCCCAGGAGUGUCCCCAGCCCUGAGCGUGUCCCCAGCCCCGGGGGUCGCUGCGGUUGCCGGGGCCCCCCCAGCCGCUCCCCCGAGCCCCUCCCGGGCCAUCGCGUGUGGCCUCGGCUGUC